AUGGCUGCUCAGCAACGACGCAAGCUCGUCGGCGGGUAUGACUGCGAAUUCGUGACUCAGCCACCCGACGCUUUUCAAACAGACUGCCCCAUUUGUCUGCAAAUCUUGAGAGAGCCGUGCCUCAUCAGUUGUCCCUGUGGACAAAAGAUCUGCCGCGAGUGCGUGGAGCAAAUCAAGGAAGACGACAAGCCGUGUCCGAUGUGUAACAAAACAGAUUUCACCCACAUCCGUGACUACGGACUGGAGAGAUAUCUGAAGGCCCAGGAGGUGUCGUGCUCACACAAGAACGACGGCUGUGAAUGGAGGGGGAAACUUGGAGAAUACGAACAGCACCUGAAUAGCAAUCCAUCUCAAGAUAACCAGCUGACUGGG
Geodia barretti is the source of this 372-nucleotide messenger RNA. Lineage: Eukaryota; Metazoa; Porifera; Demospongiae; Tetractinellida; Geodiidae. The record is from the annotation of a GenBank genome assembly.